Atta colombica is the source of this 492-nucleotide messenger RNA. RefSeq lists its product as uncharacterized. Lineage: Eukaryota; Metazoa; Arthropoda; Insecta; Hymenoptera; Formicidae. The transcript has 3 exons. The record is from RefSeq and is a predicted model, not a curated record. The coding region runs from base 66 to 386 and encodes 106 amino acids.
UUGCCUUUGUAUUCUAGUUUUGCCUACGCGUUUAGUACGUGUUGUGUUCUAUUGGAAACGGCGACAUGUUGCCCGCCAAGGUACGUGAACGCCCAGCAGCACCAGACAGCGCAGGGAUAGUGGAAAUGGUGAAUGGAUUGGCAUACGGUGGAAUUCCUUACGGAAGCGUGAGCGGCAUGCUCGCCAAGUAUCCAGGAUAUAAGCAGAUUAAUACUCAAGCCAGACAAUUUGACAUUCUGAGCAGCACUCAACGGCCCGUAAUUAUCACGCCGAAUUUCCGAGCAACCCGACUAGUGGGAAUUUCCCCUCGACCUGUGCAAAUUUAUAAUCUUCCUGGUGUCAUCGCCCCCGGUAUCGUCGGCAGGAUCAGCCAGAUCGGCUAUUAGUUUGCCAGCCUGUUAGAACGAUCUCUUCAUCAAUCAUCAAAUGCUACAUCAGUCACUCGAGCUUCUCUUUCCUCAUCGUGAAACUCUUGACGAAGAACGUAUAUUA